Messenger RNA from Gregarina niphandrodes, 1128 nucleotides. RefSeq lists its product as hypothetical. The coding region runs from base 1 to 1128 and encodes 375 amino acids. NCBI's taxonomy places the organism in Eukaryota, Apicomplexa, Conoidasida, Eugregarinorida, Gregarinidae. The record is from RefSeq and is a predicted model, not a curated record. The transcript has a single exon.
AUGCUAUUAUCUCGUCAACUGUUGGAAUCAAAUACAGGUUUGAAUCGAUUUCUGCACAGAGGAGGUCGCCCAACGGCAGUGCACCCAACCGAGCGUUCUGCGGAGCCAGAUGGCGACGCAGAUGACGGCGACAACUACUUAGGACGUAGAGCCAAAGGCUACCGUAGGGAAAUAGCUACGGACUCCUCGGACGAAGAGGAUGGCUCGAGCACACAUGGUCGCACACAUGGUCGUCAUCACGCAGGCUCCCACUCUGGUCAUUCCUCAGGUCGUCAGUCGCGAUCCGAUGGCCACUAUAGAGAGCGAAUCGCAUUUCAGAGAGCGGCGACCGCUGCGAAGUUUGUGAGAGCAAGGAAUCAACUGAAACUCGAAUUGAGCCAGAUUGAGCAGUUUGCCUUGCCGGCUCGCUAUGUCUUACCGAGCACUCCUGCGAUGGAUGCUGGGACUUCACCUGACACUACUCUUGUAAGUCGUGAUAGUGCUGUGAUGACACCUCAGAAGAGAAAGGAGCCGUCGGAAUCUAGGCCGUUAUGGAAGAGAGCCACAACGUUAUCGGGGAUCGCAUACGGGAACUCAAACCAACUGUCAGACCGCUUUGAAGCUGCCGUGCCCAGAAUCGAUGUGGCUCCGGAGGCGGUGGGUCUGAUUCCCAGAAAGCAGCAGCCGCCCCGCACGCUGCGGACUAGUGGGCAAGAGACUGGUGGUGAAGAGACUAGGGGUCAAGAGCUUAAAGGUCCAGCGGCAGGGGUAGGUAGUAUGCCUAGCCCGGCGACGAGUGCUGCAGAGACGGGUGUGGCAGAGACGAGUGUCGAUCAUGCGCCUGUGUCCGUGUGCAGCUACUUCACUCCUGCUGCAGCGUGGAAGGAUGUUCUCGGGGUUGAGGUGUUCGUUCCUACAAGCGCUGAUAAAGCUGCAUUGUGGCCGACUUACUUCCACGACCUCCUCCAGCGAUGCCCCAAUCAUCCUCUCAAAGCGACGGUUACCAAGCUGUCACGAAGCCAUCUGCCACCGUCAACCAGGGAAAACACCACCAGUACCCUCCUCACCUCGUCGGGUGACAUGACCCCAAGUGUGAUGGGGCAAGGCGUGAUGAGGCGAGAAGAACUGCUACACGCACUCUUCGGUUAA